UUGAAGAACACCUGGUUCCACAGUGGUAGAUUCUCUCUGUAUGACGUCACUGAGAAACUACUUCAAGGUGAUCAUCAGACAACUGACCAGCAAGAUGAAGGGACCUACUGGUGUGGAGUGGACAAACCUAUAUACCUGACAGUUAUACCAAGGUAGAGCUGGAGUGAAGAAGGAUGACUGCUGUGAGAAGUCAGUCACAGAGACGGCCUAUCUGGGAGGAGAAGCUACCAUCAGAUGCAACUAUCCAGAGGACCAUGAGGACAGAAUCAAGUAUUUCUGCAAGGAACAAGAUCGCUUCAUCUGCAAUUUCAUGAACUCCAACAGCAACAAAAUAUCUGACCCCGUACAGCGAUUAUCUGUGUCUGACAACAGCAGAGAGAUAUUCUCCACAGUGACCAUCAGGGACCUGACUGAAGAUGAUACUGGGACCUACUGGUGUGGAGUAGAAACCAGCAGGACAGAACAACAUUACAUUACACUGAUCACACAGGUGAAGCUGCUUGUUAGAAAUUUGAGGAACAGACCUGUAAAGAAGACAAGACAUGUUGGGGAGGUCGUCAGUCUCUGGUGUAAAUAUCCACGGGAGAAUGAGGAGAAAGAGAAGAUAUUUUGUAAAGGGGACAGUCCUUCAACAUGUGAAGAUAAGAUAACAUCUAGGACACAGAACAAAAUGGCAGGCAAUGGCAGGUUUUCCCUAUUUGAUAACCGUGAGAAGACCAACUUCACAGUGCACAUCAAAGAGCUGAGACCAGAGGAUUCUGGGACAUACUGGUGUGGAUCUGAUAGAAGAUGGAGACCUGCAGACUACACUAGAUUUAUCCUCUCUGUGGUGGCACCAACCACCAUUAUCACAAAAUCAACAACAACUACAGCACUUCCAGCCACAACCACCUUCAUCUCAAAAUCAUCAUCAUCAUCAGCAUCAUCAUCACCAUCAUCAUCACUAUCACCAUCAUGUUUAGUGUAG
Messenger RNA from Salvelinus sp. IW2-2015, 967 nucleotides. Lineage: Eukaryota; Metazoa; Chordata; Actinopteri; Salmoniformes; Salmonidae. The record is from RefSeq and is a predicted model, not a curated record.